UGAGCGAAAGUCCUAGUGGAGCAGCUGGGCGCGCUACUGCAGCUGAUCCCCGGGCGAGUCGUGGCUCAUAGAACGUGGUGCAGGUGUCUAGACGCCUGUUGACCUUGGCCCCCAAGUCGGUGAACCCGAGCUGGACAGCACAGACCCGGCAAGACCGGCCGCGGCGGCCAGGACCCACGUUUUUCUACAUAGGUUCUGAUGCUGGUCUCCUGUAGAAGGUUGCUCACAACUUUGCUGCACGCUCAGAAGUGGCCCUUUCAACCCUCCAGAAAUAUGAGACUGGUGCAGUUCCAGGCACCCCACCUGACAGGACCUCACCUGGGCUUGGAGUCAGGGAAUGGUGGGGGCGUCAUCAACCUCAACACCUUUGACCCCACACUGCCCAAGACGAUGAUGGAGUUCCUAGAGCAGGGAGAGGCCACUCUCUCAGUGGCAAGAAGAGCCCUGACUGCCCAGUUGCCAGUCUUACCACGGUCAGAGGUGACCUUCCUGGCCCCAGUCACACGGCCAGACAAGGUGGUGUGUGUGGGAAUGAAUUAUGUGGACCACUGCAAAGAGCAGAACAUUCCAGUGCCGAAGGAGCCCAUCAUCUUCAGCAAGUUUGCCAGCUCCAUUGUGGGGCCCUACGACGAGGUCAUCCUCCCGCCAGAGAGCCAGGAGGUGGACUGGGAGGUAGAGCUGGCCGUAGUCAUUGGAAAGAAAGGCAAGCGCAUCAAGGCCACAGAUGCCAUGGCUCAUGUGGCCGGCUUCACUGUGGCUCAUGAUGUAAGUGCUCGUGACUGGCAAAUGAGACGCAAUGGAAAGCAGUGGCUGCUGGGAAAAACCUUUGACACCUUCUGCCCCCUGGGCCCUGCCUUGGUGACCAAGGACAGUAUAGCAGAUCCACACAACUUAAAGAUCUGCUGCCGUGUGAACGGGGAGGUGGUCCAGAGCAGCAAUACCAACCAGAUGGUGUUUAAGACGGAAGAGCUGAUAGCCUGGAUCUCCCAGUUCGUUACUCUUUACCCAGGGGAUGUCAUCCUGACUGGGACCCCCCCAGGUGUUGGUGUCUUCAGGAAACCUCCAGUCUUUCUCAAGAAGGGUGAUGAAGUCCGGUGUGAAAUUGAAGAACUAGGCAUCAUCAUCAACAAGGUGGUGUGAGGGCUCUCCACACAGGCCUGGGACUUAAGAGGUGGGACAUCCAUUCUCUCCCAGUGCCAGCAGCCUCUUCCAGGUAGAAUGAGAGGAGAGGAAGCUUGCUCUCCUCAUCAAUAAAAUUCUCAGCCAAAACA
Enhydra lutris kenyoni (northern sea otter) is the source of this 1271-nucleotide messenger RNA. RefSeq names its product fumarylacetoacetate hydrolase domain-containing protein 2A. The transcript is spliced from 8 exons. Bases 199 to 1140 code for a protein of 313 amino acids. The record is from RefSeq and is a predicted model, not a curated record. Gene Ontology annotation, molecular function: hydro-lyase activity. NCBI's taxonomy places the organism in Eukaryota, Metazoa, Chordata, Mammalia, Carnivora, Mustelidae.